AUGAAGUCAAUAGACCACAACUCGCCGAUUCCUGAGACAGAAAUAAGUUCCAUGGGACGGGUUCCUUUUGUCGGGUCCCUUUUCAUCGGUUGGCACCGCUUACAAGACAACACACGAUCCAUCACCUCACUUCUCCUCCCGGGCCAUCUGUCUGCUUUUUGUGGGUGGCAUGAAAUCCAGGAGUUUCAACGCGAUGCCAUCCAGUGGGACGUAUGCACUGCAGAGCUGUGGUCACCGGACUGGUAUCAUUCUCGAAAUGAUGAAAAGCGCAUCCAUGUGUAUUUCAGAGGCAACUUGACAAACCCCUUCGUUAUGUAG
Messenger RNA from Opisthorchis viverrini, 318 nucleotides. RefSeq lists its product as hypothetical. The coding region runs from base 1 to 318 and encodes 105 amino acids. The record is from RefSeq and is a predicted model, not a curated record. NCBI's taxonomy places the organism in Eukaryota, Metazoa, Platyhelminthes, Trematoda, Opisthorchiida, Opisthorchiidae. The transcript is spliced from 2 exons.